Molecule: messenger RNA, 1831 nt
Organism: Phalaenopsis equestris
Lineage: Eukaryota; Viridiplantae; Streptophyta; Magnoliopsida; Asparagales; Orchidaceae
Product: WAT1-related protein At3g02690, chloroplastic
Exons: 7
Coding region: 117-1367 (416 amino acids)
Cellular component (GO): membrane; chloroplast
Source: RefSeq, a predicted model, not a curated record
ACAAAAAGAUCGUUUUUCAGUGUUUCCGGUCCGUUGACAACCCCAUCCCGUCUUCCUCGUUGCUUCAAACUCCAGAGAGAGCAGAUAGAAAAAGAAGCUCCUUGGAGAAAAAAAGGAUGUCAACCACCUCCUCCUACCCACUUCGCAUUUUUUUAAAUCAUGAAAUUAAGUUUAAUUCCCCCCACCUCCUUCCCAAACCCUACCCAUCUCCUUGCUCCCGUUUUAAAUUUGGGAGUAAAACCAGUAUUUCGAGAUGUUUCGUCUGUUGUAGCAACCGAAAGGCUAUCCCCGACUAUAAGAUGGACUCCGUUGACUCCGUCGACUGCGUCGGCACCGGAAAUGACGUCGAAUGUUUCGCCUCCGACACGGAACAGCUACUUCCUUCGUCCUCUCCAGCCAACAAAUGCGCUGCAAGCUUCGAGAUAUCCGAAUUGGCGGCUAAAUCUGAUGAAGGAUUGGUUGGUAAGGUCAUCGACUGGGCGCUCCUGCUGUCGCCUUUCUUUUUUUGGGGGACUACAAUGGUGGCAAUGAAGGAGGUGAUCCCCAAGACGGGGCCGUUCUUCGUUUCGGCAUUUCGGCUGAUCCCGGCUGGUGUCAUAUUGAUUGGAUUUGCGGCGGCAAGGGGCAGGCGGCAGCCGACGGGGCUCCUUGCUUGGAUUUCCAUCCUCCUGUUUGGGAUCGCGGACGGGACAUGUUUUCAGGGAUUUCUUUCCGAGGGAUUACAGAAAACAGCAGCUGGAUUGGGCAGUGUCAUCAUUGAUUCUCAGCCUUUGUCAGUUUCCAUACUUGCAGCACUGUUGUUCGGUGAGUCCAUUGGUACCGUUGGUGCUGCUGGGCUGGUGCUUGGUGUUGUCGGGCUUCUGCUCCUUGAGAUUCCAGCUAUUUCUGUUGAAGGAAGAGAUUUAGCGAUUUGGGGAAGUGGUGAAUGGUGGAUGCUUCUGGCAGCUCAAAGUAUGGCGAUUGGAACAGUCAUGGUUCGCUGGGUUUCCAAGUACUCUGAUCCUAUCAUGGCAACUGGAUGGCACAUGAUCAUAGGUGGGCUGCCUUUGCUAGUUAUUUCAGUUCUGAAUCAUGAUCCUGCUAUAAGCGGGAAUUUAAAGGAUCUAACAUCUGAUGAUAUUUGGGCUCUUCUAUACACUUCAAUAUUUGGAAGUGCCAUCAGCUAUGGUGUAUUUUUCUACAAUGCUACUAGAGGUAGCUUGACAAAGCUCAGCUCCUUCACAUUUCUAACUCCAGUGUUUGCCUCUAUUUUUGGGUUUCUCUACCUGGGGGAGACAUUCUCUCCUUCACAAUUAGGUGGUGCAGUAGUGACACUGGUUGGUAUAUAUUUGGUCAAUUACAAAGACAAUGGCAAUGAUACUGCAUGAAAUUACUUUUAAGGUUCAAGCUUAUAUUGUUCUCUUCUAAGUGGCAAUGAAUUGGUGCUGAAUUUCUGCAUUAUAUUCUUGAAGCAUGGCAUGAAAUUCAUUCUCUAUUGAUCCAAGACUAUACUUCCAUGAAAGGAAUUGCUGGAAAUCGGUCAUAUGGCUCUAUUCGAUAAUGCAGCUGAAAUAAUAGGCAACAAAAAUCUUGUACUUUAGUGUUUUGAUGAAUGCCUACACAUAUACCAGUAUACAUAUGGAAAGUUAGGCUUUGUAUAGUUGUGUUUUUCGCUUUUUUGUUCAGGGUUGUUGCUGGCAUGAUUUUCUUAAUCUCUGUAAAGCUUCCAUGAAUGUAGUUUUGUUGUAAUGUUUCGGGGCCUUUCUAAAAAAGCUUCUCUGUUUUGAUUGUUGUUUUUAUGCAACUCUGGUGCCAAAUAUUGUCUAGUCCAAAUACAAGUUUUUUAUAAUAG